Dipodomys spectabilis (banner-tailed kangaroo rat) is the source of this 1113-nucleotide messenger RNA. RefSeq names its product putative proline-rich protein 21. The transcript is spliced from 4 exons. The record is from RefSeq and is a predicted model, not a curated record. Lineage: Eukaryota; Metazoa; Chordata; Mammalia; Rodentia; Heteromyidae. The coding region runs from base 1 to 1113 and encodes 370 amino acids.
AUGACCUGUGCCCUGCACCCUAUGACCUGUGCCCUGCACCCUGUGCCCUGCACCCUGCACCCUGCACCCUGUGCCCUGCACCCUGUGCCCUGCACCCUGCACCCUGUGCCCUGCACCCUGCACCCUGUGCCCUGCACCCUGCCCUGUGCCCUGCACCCUGCACCCUAUGACCUGUGCCCUGCACCCUGUGCCCUGCACCCUAUGACCUGUGCCCUGCACCCUGUGCUCUGCACCCUGCACCCUGUGCCCUGCACCCUGCACCCUCACCCUGCGCCCUGUACCCUGCACCCUGUGCCCUGCAGCCUGCAGCCUGCACCCUGCGCCCUGUGCCCUACACCCUGUGCCCUGCACCCUGCACCCUGUGCCCUGCACCCUGCAGCCUGCACCCUGUGCCCUGCACCCUAUGACCUGUGCCCUGCACCCUGUGCCCUGCACCCUGCGCCCUGUACCCUGCACCCUGUGCCCUGCACCCUGCACCCUGCAGCCUGCACCCUGCGCCCUGCACCCUGUGCCCUGCACCCUGCACCCUGUGCCCUGCAGCCUGCACCCUGUGCCCUGCAGCCUGCGCCAUGCACCCUGCACCCUGUGCCCUGCAUCUUGUGCUGCAGCCUGCACCCUGCGCCCUGUGCCCUACACCCUGUGCCCUGCACCCUGCACCUUGCGCCCUGGGCCCUGCAGCCUGCACCCUGCAGCCUGCGCCCUGUACCCUGCACCCUGUGCCCUGCAGCCUGCACCCUGCGCCCUGUGCCCUACACCCUGUGCCCUGCACCCUGCACCCUGCGCCCUGCACCCUGCGCCCUGCACCCUGUGCCCUGCACCCUGCGCCCUGCAGCCUGCACCCUGUGCCCUGCAGCCUGCGCCAUGAACCCUGUGCCCUACACCCUCCUGCACCCUGUGCCCUGCACCCUGCGCCCUGUAGCCUGCACCCUGGGCCCUGCAGCCUGCACCCUGCACCCUGCGCCCUGUGCCCUGCCCCCUGCAGCCUGUGCCCUGCACCCUGGGCCCUGCAGCCUGCACCCUGCGCCCUGUGCCCUGCCCCCUGCAGCCUGUGCCCUGCACCCUAUACCCUGGGCCCUGCAGCCUGCACCCUGCGCCCUGCGCCCUGAGGCCUGA